Messenger RNA from Selaginella moellendorffii, 4070 nucleotides. RefSeq names its product putative calcium-transporting ATPase 11, plasma membrane-type. The transcript is spliced from 30 exons. The coding region runs from base 492 to 3893 and encodes 1133 amino acids. Gene Ontology annotation, cellular component: membrane; intracellular membrane-bounded organelle. Gene Ontology annotation, molecular function: ATP binding; P-type calcium transporter activity; ATP hydrolysis activity. Lineage: Eukaryota; Viridiplantae; Streptophyta; Lycopodiopsida; Selaginellales; Selaginellaceae. The record is from RefSeq and is a predicted model, not a curated record. Gene Ontology annotation, biological process: calcium ion transmembrane transport.
AUAAAAGUAGAUUAAAAAACGCGGUCUACACGUGGCACGAUCACGGCCGUCACUGGAGACUGGGCUGCCACGUCAGCCCUCAAUCUGAUUUUCUCGUGGUGGGGAACUUAACCGCCAACAGGUGCUUGCGCGCGCCUUUGCAUCAUCCGCCAUAUCAUCCUCACUUUGCUCCUUUCUACUCUUCCCUCCCAGCUAGGUUUUCUAGAAUUUAGGGCAAGACAGGGAGGGAGAAGCGCGGAUUCUCCGAUCGAUGGCGCAGAGCUGCCGUCGGCUGGGAUUCCCAUGGCGCCAGUGAUCCGGUGGUGAAAUUUCGGGAUCCACAUCGCCGAGCGCUCCAGCAGCAUUGCCGAUCGAGAGCGGGCUAUGGUGGGAAGCCCAGGGGCCGCGACGCUGCCGCAUUUUAGGGUUUUGGAGGAGGCUUAGGGUUCUCUCGCGCGGGGAAGAGAAGCAUGAGGAGAAAGAUCGCGCUGAGCUGAGCUGAUGCUCGCAAAAUGCUUUUCGAUCAUGAUUCUGCGCAAAACGUGCGAGAAAGAGCUGCGCUCAAGUUGCCCCGACCUUCGGAGUUUAUCGGCCCCGACGAUGAGCCUCCUCCUCCUAUCACUGCGAGAACAGCCGGUUUUGGCAUCACGCCUGCGGAGAUUGCCAAAUGGGAGGGCAACACGGAGGAGUUGGAGGCAUACGAUGGUUUUGAUGGCAUUGCGCGCGCACUGAAGAUCGAUCCGCAAAAGGGUAUUGAUGCCACCCCGGUGGAUAUCAAAGCCAGGAGAGAUGCUUUCGGUCCAAACACUUACCCGCUCAAGAAAAGAACACCAUUUUAUAUGUAUGUUUGGGAAGCUUUGCAAGAUGAAACGCUGAUGAUAUUGAUUUUGUGCGCGAUAGUGUCCUUGGCUGUUGGACUCACAACCGAGAAACCCAGCGAAGGGUGGUAUGACGGUGGAGGCAUUUGUUUUGCUAUUGUUGUUUGCGUCAUGGUAGCUUCGUUAAGUGAUUAUAAUCAAGCCAACCAGUUUCAAAAGCUCAGUGCCGAGAAAAGGAAGAUUUAUAUAAAUGUGACAAGGGGUGGUCACAGGACGAAAGUAUCGAUUUUUGAGCUUGUAGUUGGUGACAUGGUUCAUCUUGCAAUCGGUGACCAGAUUCCAGCCGAUGGACUCGUAUAUGUUGGGCAUUCUUUGAUUGUUGACGAAUCAAGCAUGACUGGCGAAAGUGACCCUCUUCCAAAAGAUGAAGAGGAAAAACCAUUUUUAAUGUCAGGCACCAAAGUGCUUGACGGUUUUGGGACAAUGCUGGUCACUGCCGUUGGAAUGCGAACUGAAUGGGGAAGAGUUAUGGCCACACUCAGUGAAGACAAUGACGAGGAAACUCCACUUCAAGUCCGACUGAACAAUUUAGCAACAAUAAUCGGGAAAGUGGGCUUAUCCGUUGCGGUUGUGUGUUUUAUUGUUUGCGUCAUACGAUUUCUAUGCCAGACAAAUUUGAAACAUUUCAGCUCGGAGGAUGGUCGACAAAUAGUUGAAUACUUUGCUGUUGCAGUGACGAUUGUGGUCGUAGCUGUCCCCGAAGGUCUUCCGCUCGCAGUCACCUUGACGCUUGCUUAUUCUAUGAAGAAGAUGAUGAGCGACCGUGCACUGGUCCGACAUUUGUCAGCUUGCGAAACUAUGGGCUCUGCAACUGCUAUCUGUAGUGACAAAACUGGCACAUUGACAAUGAAUAUGAUGACUGUUAUCAGAUCAUGGGUGUGUGGCAAAUUAAGGGAGCCAACUGAUCUUGAGAAUAUCAGUGAAGGUGUGCGUAAGGUAUGGCAACUCUGGUUUGAUCUUUCAGUUUUUACUUCUUUCUGGCAGCUUUUGUUUGAAGCUAUUUGCUUAAAUACGAAUGCAAGCGUUGAAAUGCAUGAGGGCGCUCCUCCAGAAAUAACUGGGACUCCUACGGAAGUGGCUGUUCUUGGAUGGGGCAUAAAGCUCGGUGGGAAUUUCGAUCGAGUGAAGAAAAGCGCAACAGUAACAGAAGUUGAUGCGUUCAAUUCAACCAAAAAGCGCAUGGCGGUGAUUGCGAAGACAGAAGAUGGAAAAGCAUGGAUUCAUUGGAAAGGUGCUUCAGAAGUUGUAUUGGCUCAAUGUUCAAACUUUAUGGAUGAGCAAGGGAAUGUCAGCCCUUUGACGCCUGAAAAGUUGCAAGAGCUACAAGAAAUCAUCGACACCUUUGCAAAUGCCGCCUUGCGAACGUUGUGUCUGGCGUGUAAGGAGUUUCCUCAGAAUGAGUUUCUUGCACGGCCUCCUAAGAAGCAUUCGACUAUUGGACCUCCAAUCCCAGAAGAUGGCCUGACUUGUAUAGCUAUCGUUGGAAUCAAGGAUCCAUGCAGACCUGGUGUUCCUGAAGCUGUUCACAAGUGUCAAAUUGCUGGCAUUAAGGUCAGGAUGGUAACUGGAGACAACAUAACAACUGCCAAAGCCAUCGCCGUAGAAUGCGGAAUUUUGACAAACGGAACUGCGAUUGAGGGCAAGGAUUUUAGAAACAUGUCGCCAGACGAACAAUAUGAAAUUCUUCCGGCGAUACAAGUUAUGGCACGGUCAUCUCCAACGGAUAAGCAUACUAUGGUCAAGAGAUUACUGGAAAUGGGGGAGAUUGUAGCAGUGACAGGGGAUGGAACCAAUGAUGCUCCUGCUCUUCAUGAGGCAUCCAUUGGGCUUUCAAUGGGAAUUACUGGUACAGAAGUUGCAAAAGAAAGCUCGGACAUUAUUAUUAUGGACGACGAUUUUGCAUCGAUAGUGAAGGUCGUGAGAUGGGGGCGCGCUGUUUAUGCGAAUAUUCAAAAAUUCGUGCAGUUCCAGUGCACUGUCAAUGCUGUUGCCUUGAUGCUAAACUUCAUAUCGGCGCUGUCCGAGGGUGCAGCUCCUUUGACAGCCGUUCAACUGCUAUGGGUGAACCUGAUCAUGGACACAUUAGGGGCUCUUGCAUUGGCAACUGAACCUCCUAAUGACGCUGUCAUGUAUAGGCCUCCGAUUUCAAAAGAAGCACCGCUGAUUAACAAUAUCAUGUGGCGUAACAUUAUGGGUCAAGGAAUGUAUCAGUUAGCUUUGCUCUUAGUUUUGAAGUUCAAAGGGAUUGAAAUACUCAACCUGAAGGACGAUCCUAAUGCACCACCGCCUCCACCACGCAGUGCGCAUGCUAAGCCCGAGGGUGCAGCUCACGAGAAAUUGGUUUGUAUCAUUUUUAACGCCUUCGUUUUUUGCCAGGUUUUUAACGAGAUGAACGCCAGGAAUCCUGAAAAAAUUAACGUUUUCAAGGGUUUUACAAGCAAUCGUUUGUUCAUGGGUGUCAUUUUGUUUACAGCCAUCGUUCAGGCGCUGCUCGUUGAGUACGGUGGAACUAUAGUUAGCACAAUUCACCUCGAGUGGAACCAUUGGAUUUUGUGCGUUAUCCUAGGUGCCAUAAGUUUGCCGCUGGCAGCCCUUGUCAAGCUAAUACCCAUCCCCGACAGGCCAUUCGGCGAGUACCUCAUCUUCUGGCGGCGAAAGAAGCACAGGAAACAAAAGCUCCUCACGCGCAGUGGAAGAUCCAUCAAGGGAAUUAUGUUCAACCGGCCUCCCAGCGCCACCACGGGAGCGCCUCCCGCUCCAAAAAAGUUUUAUGACACGGCCGGGAUCGAUGCGCAAGGCGUGCCCGCGGGGCCUCCUCGGCGGCUCUCGGAUCUGGCGAGACGGCCUUCGGCGGAGCGGAGGAAAGAGUCGCUUACGGGUGCGCUGAGCGCUCCCACGGUGACCACGGCCUCCACCACCGAGGGAGGCGUUUUGACGAAAGUGCUGGGCAGUCCUCCCGAGCCCGGCGCUGCGACGGAGCAAGCGCCACUGCGGAGGAACAGUCAGGCAUGGGCGGAGGAGGCUCCCACGUCCUGAGUUUCGUGAGUUUGAGCGUAUAGACAACUUUGCUGUACAGCUUUCUUUUUUUUCUCUUUCUAGUUCCUCACUGUUGUAGUACAGCAAUAUCCAUAUGGUUGUUAAAGUAGAAAAAAGAGUAAUUUUCAACAAAUCUAGAUUUACACAUAAGUAGAAUUAUUACUAAAGGUUUUUUUU